This is a messenger RNA of Penicillium arizonense, 942 nucleotides long. Its product is annotated as amidohydrolase family protein. Bases 1 to 942 code for a protein of 313 amino acids. Gene Ontology annotation, molecular function: hydrolase activity; carboxy-lyase activity. The record is from RefSeq and is a predicted model, not a curated record. The transcript is spliced from 3 exons. Gene Ontology annotation, cellular component: cytosol; cytoplasm. Gene Ontology annotation, biological process: secondary metabolic process. NCBI's taxonomy places the organism in Eukaryota, Fungi, Ascomycota, Eurotiomycetes, Eurotiales, Aspergillaceae.
AUGGCCGCUUAUGCAGGCUCCAGUGGGCGGCCUACUCCAACAUGGACUCCGAUGCAGUCCAAAUUACUCAUGAAAAGGCUGGGCGUGAAAACUGCGAUACUCUCUGUGACGGCUCCGGGCCCCUGCAUCCUGGAAGGAUCAGCCUCCUUUGAUCUAGCACGAAGACUUAACGAUUAUGGAGCCAAGCUGCGAGAGGAGGAGCCCUCACGCUUUGGCUUUUUUGCGUCGCUUCCCAGUCUCCUCGACACAGAAGCCGCGCUCACUGAGAUUGCCUACGCUCUCGAUACGUUACAUGCGGAUUGCGUCACACUCUUCACCCGGUAUGGGUCGGGUAAUACGUAUCUUGGGCAUCCCUUGCUGGAGCCGAUAUGGGCAGAGCUUAAUCGCCGUAAAUGUGUUGUUUUCGUGCAUCCGACCCACCCAGUCGACACGAAUCCUGUGAACCCGCUACUGCCACAGCCUGCUAUCGACUACCCACAUGAGACAACACGCUCUGCUAUGGAUAUGAUCAUCCAGGGUACACGUCGCAAAUUCCCAGAUACUAAGGUUAUUCUGUCACACGCCGGCGGCGCCUUACCAUACCUGAUUACGCGUGUUGCGACGCCUAUGCGUAAAGCGCCAGACUUUGUAGCCGCUCAUCGCAUGGGAACCACGCAUGCGCAGGUUAUGGAAGAUUUCCGCAGCUUUCAUUUUGAUUUAGCGUUGUCGUCUUCUCCGGGCGUGCUUGACCUCGCGCUUAAGAUGAUUCCGCAUGAUCAUAUACUAUAUGGAGUCAGUGUCCAUUCCGAUGAGAGUGACUUCCCAUACGCACCCAUUACGGCAUAUCCUGCAUUUUUGGAAGACCUGGAGAAGUAUGAGAUGAGUCAAGAGUUGCGGGAUCGUAUCAACUACGUUAAUGCACUACAGUUGAUUCCGCGGUUACAAGAUCCAUCCAAAUUCUGA